AUGGAGAGUGGUGGUGAAGCGAUGGACGAUCAUUGUCCUAGAUGGGUGCCAGUAAAAAAGAAGCAUAGAAGUGGCUCAAAGUUUUCGGUUCAGAGUUGGGCUGGAGGAUUUUCAGGAAAGAAUGGCUCUUGUUAUCAGCUUCCUAUAUCUUCUGUGGGUGAAAAAUUUUCAAAUUUGGCAGGGAAAGAUAGAUAUGAGCUUUCAAAAGGUGCAAAGAAUUAUGCAUAUACAGAUGACAAUGUUAUAGCCAAUUUUGAGAAACCAUCUAAUUUGGAAAAAACCAAAGAAAAUGGAAGUCCCCCUAAGCUUGUAGAAUCACAUGUUUUCCAGAACAGUGUUGUGGCCGAGGAUAAUUUGGAAGUUCAACAAAAGGAUGGGACUGAAACCGUUCCCAAGAUCAGGUCUGGUGAUAUUGAUGAUGGUCACAUUUUGGUAUUGUAUCCUGAAGGUAUGCAUGAAGGAAAUGUAAAAUCUUCGGACAAGGAGAAUAGCAGCUUGGUGACUUUGAACGACGAAUCUGGCAAUCGGCUAAUUUCACCUAGUUUCUCUUGUACAGAUUUCCAAGAAACUAAAUCUGGUUUCACAGCUGUAGUCACAAAUGUUUGUCCUCGGUCGUUGAUCCCAUUGGAAAAUAAGGAGGUGAAGAAUGCGGAAAAUAAUGGAAAAUUGAGUAUAAUAUCUCUAUGGGCUUCCAAUAAUGUUUCAGAAUCUAGUGAAAGGCAUGGAGAAUCAUGCGAACCAUUAGAUAAUUGUUUACACAUUGAAUCUCUAUCUUAUAAAGAGACUGGUGUUGAGGAGAACUUUCAGGUCCCUGUAUUGGUCCAUGAGGUGGAUGAUUCAGGAAUUCAAGAGUUACCAGAUAUCAGCGAAGUGUCAUCUUCUCUUAGUUCAAGUGAUUGUGUGUCCUUUUAUACUGAGAAGAGUGACAAUGGAAUCUCUGGAGAAGAUCGUAAUCAGUUUAAGCUUGAACCUUAUGAAGAAAAUGCAUCAGAGCUUUCUACAUCUCUUAUAGAAAAAUUGGAGUCGCCCUUUUUCUUGGAAGGAAAUGAGCUGGAAAAGGAGCUAGAAGUUUCCGAGUCACAAGUAAAACUACAUGAAUCAGACAUGUUGCCUCUCAAAUUUAAAGAAGAUGAAUCUAGGAUUGAUGAGUCGCUAAUUACAGAUGAAAAAUUAGUAACAGUGGUUGAUCCACAAUUGCUUCUCAUUUCAAAAGGAAAUGAGUUGAGAGUUCUCCCGUCACCGGAUACCGCUGAAAAAUUAAGUGUGCUAGUUGAGCCUCAGCUAUCUGAAAACUAUGAGUUGAGAGCUGAGUCACCUAUUGUAGUUAAAAAAGCAGAAGUUAUGGUUGAGUCUCCAUUUCCUCUUACCUCCAAAGAAGCAGACUUCAUAAUUCCUGAAUUAUCUACUACACUUGAAAAAUCAGGAACGGAGAUUGAACCUUCAUCACCUCUAGUUCAUGAAGAAAAUGAGUUGAGAGUUUCAAAAUCACCUGUUACAAUUGGGAAAGUAGAUCUUGUUGAAUCUCAUUUCCCGUUUAUCUCUAGCAAAAGUUAUUUGAGAGUUGCUGAGUCUCCUAUUGCCAUUGAAAAGACAGAUUUUGUGGCGAAAUCUGAAAUACCUCUUAUCUCUAAAGAUAAAGAGUUUAGAUUUUCUGAGUCAUCUAUUACCAUUGAUAAAUGUAGAACUAUGGUUGAACCUUCAAUGCCUCUAAACUUCAAAGAAAAUAGUGUUUCUGAAGUUAAUGAGUCAAGAAUUUCUGUUCCACAAGUUAUGGUGGCUGACCCAGAGUUGCUUCUCAUGUAUAAAGGAAAUGAGCUGAGAGCUCUCCAAUUGCCAAGUACUAUUGAAAAAUUAGGCGUGGUAGUUGAGCCUCAAGUGCCCCAAGAAUAUGAGUCAAGAGAUGAGUCACCUGUUGUUAAAAUAUCUAAAAAUAUGGUUGAGUCUCCAUUGCAUCAUACCUCCAAAGAAGCAAACUUCAGAGUUACUGAAUUGACUGCUAACCUUGAAAAAUCAAGAAAAGAGAUUGAACCUUCAUCACCUCUAGUCCAUGAAGAAAUCGAGUCGAGAGUUCCUGAACCACUUGUUACAAUUGAGAAAGCAAAUUUGGCUGUUGAAUCUCAGGUUCUUUUUGUCUCCGGAGAAAACGAUUUGAGAGUUGUUGGGUCCCCUGUUGGCAUUGGACAAGUAGAUAUUGUGGCUGAAUCGGAACUACCUCUUAUUUCCAAAGAAAAAGAGUUCAAAGUUUCUGAGUCACUUGUUACAAUUGAGAGAUUGGGAACUAUGGUUGAACCUUCUUUUCUUCCAAGCUUAAAAGAAGACGAGUCACGAGUUACUGAAGUUAAUGAGCCUAAAAAUUCUGUUUCACCAGUUACGGUGGUUGAUCCACAAUAUCUUCUCAUGUCUCAAGGAAAUGAGUUGAGCGUUCUCCAAUUUCAAGGUAUUGUUGAAAAAUUAGACGUGGUAGUUAAGCCUCAGGUGCCCCAAGAAUAUGAGUCGAGAGUCGAGUCACGUGUUGUUCAAAAAUCAGAAAAUAUGGUUGAGUCUCUGUUGCCUCUUACCUCCAAAGAAGUAGACUAUAGAGUUACUGAAGUGUCUGAUACACUAGAAAACUCAAGAACAGAGAUUGAAACUUCAUCACCUCUAGUUCCUGAAGAAACUGAGUUGAGAGUUCCUGAAUCACCUAUUACAAUUGAGAAAGCAAAUUUUGCUGUUGAAUCUCAGUUCCCUUUUGUCUCUAGAGAAAAUGAUUUGAGAGUUGCUGAGUCUCCUGUUGACAUUGGAAAGGGUGAUAUUGUGGCUGAAUUUGAACUACCUCUUACCUCUGAAGAAAAAGAGUUCAUAGUUUCUGAGCCUCCUGUCAUUAUAGAGAGAUCGGGAACUAUGGUUGAACUUUCUUUGCCUGUAAGCUUCAAAGAAAACGAGUCAAGUGUUUACGAAGUUAAUGGUUCCAGAAAUUAUGUUUCACCAUUUACGGCGGUUGAUGCACAAUAUCUUAUCAUGCAUAAAGGAAAUGAGUUGAGAGAUCUGCGGUUUCCAGGUAGUGUUGAAAAAUUAGGCAUGGUAGUUGAGCCUCAGGUGCCUAGAGAACAUGAGUUGAAAGCUGAGUCACUUGUUGCAGUUAAGAAAGAACAAAUUAUGGUUGAGCCUACAUUGUCUCUUACCGCUGAAGAAGCAGAUUUCAAAUUUUCUGAAUUGUCUGCUACACUUGAAAAGUUGGGAAUAGAUAUUGAACCUCCAUCACCUCUAGUCCUCGAAGCAGUUGAGUCGAGAGUUCGUGAAUCGCCUGUUACAAUGGAGAAUACAAAUAUGGUUGUUAAAUCUCAUUUUCCUUCCGUAUCCAGAGGAAAUGAUUUGAGAGUUUUUGAGUCCCCAGUUCCCAUUGGAAAGGCUGAUAUUAUGACGGAAUCCAAGUUACAUCUUAUCUCCCAAGAAAAAGAGUUCAGAGUUUACGAGUCACCUGUUAAAGUUGAGAAAUUAGGAACUGUGGUUGAAUCUUCUUUGUCUGUAAGCCUCAAAGAAAACAAGUCAAUAGUUUCUGAAGUUAAUGAGUCCAGAAUUUAUGUCUCACCAGGAAUGAUGGUCGACUCACAUUCUCUUCUCAUGUCUAAAGGAAAUGAAUCAAGAGUUCUCCAGUCGUCAUGUACUGUUGAAAAAUUAGACGUGGUAAUUGAUCCUUAUGUUCCCGAAGAAUAUGAGUUGAGAGCUAAGCCACUUACCGAAAUUAAAAAAGCAGAAAUUAUGGUUGAGACUCCAUUGUCUCUUACAUCCAAAGAAGGAGACUUUAGAGUUGUUGAAUUGUCUGCUACAAUUGAAAAGUCAAGAACAGAGAUUGAACCGCCAUCACCACUAGUCCCCAAAGAAAAUGAGUCGAGAUUUCUUGAAUCACCUUUUACAGUUGAGAAAGCAAAUCUGGAUUUUGAUUCUCAUAAUUCGUUAGUCUCCAAAGAAAACGAUUUGAGAAUUGUUGAGUCCCCGGUUUCCAUUAGAAAGGAAAAUAUUAUUGAUGCAUCUGAGUUACCUCUCAUCUCUGAAGAAAAAGAGUUCAGAGUUUCUAAGCCACCUGUUACAAUUUUGAAAUCAGAAACUAUGGUUGAACCUUCAUUUCCUCUAAGCUUGGAAGAAAAUGAGUCAAGAGUUUUUAAUGAACCUAUAACAACCGAGAGAGCAGACAUGAUGGUUAAAUCUGGGUCGCCUCUUCCGUCCAAUGAAAAUGUUUUAGAAGAUCCCAUGUCAUCAGUUACAACUGAAAAAUCAGACCUUAUGGUUGAACCUCAGUUGCCUAUUUUCUCCAAGGAAAACUGUUCAAGAGCUUCAGAUUUUCCGUUUAGAGUUGAGAAAUUGGACACACUAGUUGGAUCUCAGUUGCCUCUUAUCUCUGAAGAGCAAAAAUCUAGAGCUUCUGAGUCUCCGGUUAUAAUUCAUAAAUCAUACAUUGUGAUUGAAUCUCAGUUGCCUCACACCUCCAAAGAAAAUGAGUUGAAAUUUUACAAAUCUCCUAUUACAAUGGAAAAACUAGAUAUGUUUGCUGAAUCUCACGUACCUUUGAUCUCCAAAGACAAUAAUUCAAGAGCUCUGGAGCCACUACGUACGGUUGAAUUAUCAGACAUUGUUUCAGGAUCUCAGUUUCCACUUAUGUGUGAGGAAAAUAAGUUGAGUGUUUCAAAGUCACAGGUUUCGUUUGCUAAAUCCGACGUAUUGUUUGAAUCUCAUAUUCCUCCAAUCUCUAAAAAGAAUGAGUUUAGAACGCUUAAGAGACCUGAUAUAAUUGAGAAAUCAGACAUGGUGGUUGGAUCUCAGUUGUCUUUAGUUUCCAUAGAAAAUGAGUCCAGAGUUUCCAAAUCACAUGUUACAGUUGAAAAAUUAAAUACAGAAACUGAAUCUCAGUUGCCUUGGAUCUCCAAAGAAAAAGAGUCAAGAAUGUUGGAUUCAGAAUUUUCAAUUGACAAAUCUGACAGAGUGGCUGAAACAGAGUUAUCGUUUACUUCCAAAGAAAAUGCAUCUAGAGCUUCCGACUUGCAAAUUAUUGUUACAAAUCAAGAAGGCAAAUCAAGAGUUCCUGAGGCACAAAAUUCAAGCAUGGUUGCCAAAGUCCAGACUAGCUUGUCUCUAACCUCCAAGGGAAAUGAAUCAAGAGGUGUCGUGAUGCCAUUUGGAAAACCAGAUGUGGUUGUUGAGCCUCAAGUGCCCAAUAUUUGCAAAGAAAAUGAGUCAGUAGUUUCCGAUUUCCCAUCUAGAAGUGAAAGAUCAGGCACCAUGGUUGAGCCUCGGUCACAUUGUUUGCCUCUUACCUAUGAAGGAAAUGAGUCCAUAUAUCAUGACCCACUGCUUAGAGUUGGAACAUCAAGCACAUUGGCAACUCAAACGGAAACUGCAUCAUCUAUACCCCAAAGGUGUGUGUCUGAAGUGUCUAGAGAGUACAAUACAGUAGUGAAACUUAACUUUCCUUGUACUUUAGAAGAAAAUGGGUUAAGGGAAUCUCAAGUUUCCAUUAUAAAUAAGUUUCCAAGUUCAGAAGUUCUUUCAAAAGACAGUAAUUUGCUAACUUCAGAAAAAAUUGGGCAUGCAAUUCCUUUAGUUUUAUCUCAGAAAACUUCCGUUGGUAACAUGGAGAGUUCAAUUUAUACAUCGGUAUGUGAUGACUUGCAAAAAAUCCACAAUCAGAGUGAUAAAUCGGAAGGUGAUGCAGGUGAAAGCAAAGAAAGAUUUGGGGAUAGACUUUGGGGUUUUCUGUUUGAGAAUCUUAACAAGUCCGUAGAUGAACUUUAUCUUCUUUGUGGGCUAGAGUGUGACAUAGAUCAGAUGAAAGAGGCUGUCCUUGUUCUUGAAGAGGCUGCAUAUGAUUUUAAUGAAUUAACUGCAUGGGUUCAGGAGUUUGACAAAGUGAAAAGGUCUUCUCAAUCAGUAGAUAAUGCAAUGAGUGAUUUAAGAUUUGAUCACCGUAGGCCUCAUGCUCUCUCAUGGGAGGUCAGGAGAAUGGCAACUUCCUCUCACAGAGUUGAUAUACUACCUUCAUCACUAGAGGCAUUUAAAAAAAUUCACCAAGAGAGAGCUGAUAUACUUACAGCCAAUACUUCAAAGAACCCGACGCUUGGAGGCUCUAGUCAUCAUCAUGUUGCAGCGGCUGAGCGACAAAAACCAGUGGUGGAUAGUUUAAAGGAAUCCCAUGUUGGUGAUUCCGUAAUAAGAGUAGAACAAGAAAGUAGAUGCUUGGAUGUUAAGAAGCAGAAUAGUGAUGACCAAUUGAAUGUGGAGCCAGCAAGUUGCAACAAAGUCAAUUUCAUACAGAAUGGUUAUGACCAUUUGAAAUCCUUUUCUGGUCUUGACUCACAUCAUGUAAUGCACAAGCUGGACAUUUCCGCCACUCUAGAGGCAAGAAAGACCAAAAGAGUUCAUAAGGUGGAGAAGGUAGAAGCUAAUGAUCACCCAAAGAACCACACACAUUCUUCUGAAAAUGAUAAAGACAGGAGGAACUCUAUGACAUUUAAGUCCAUGGAUGCUUGGAAAGAAAAGAGAAGAUGGGCAGAAAGAAUUCCAUCUCCAGGUACAAACAGCAGGAAAAGUGUUGAGAGAGCACGGGUUUUACCCGAUAGACUGAUCUCACCAGAAAAGAAGAAGAGAACCGCCAUUGACUGGAAGAAAGAAGCAGAAGAGAAGCAUGCAAGGGCCAGGAGGAUAAGAAAUGAGUUGGAGAAUGAACGUGUUCAGAAGCUACAACGCUCAUUGGAGAAGCUCAAUCGUGUGAAUGAAUGGCAGGCCGCACGUAGCAUAAAGCUGCAAGAGGAAAUGCAUGCUCGCCGCCAAACUGGUGAAUCUAGGCAUGAAGCUUAUCUAGCACAAGUUGCAAGGAGAGCUGGUGACGAAAGUAGUAAAGUCAAUGAAGUUCGGUUUAUCACAUCUCUAAAUGAAGAGAAAAAGAAGAUCAAGUUGCGUCAAAAGCUUCAUGAUUCGGAGGUGAGGAGAGCUGAGAAGGUUCAGGUAAGGAAAUCUAAACAAAAAGAGGGCAUGGCUCGAGAGGAAGCUGUUUUAGAACGGAGAAAGCUUAUUGAAGCUGAGAAAGUACAGCGUCUCGCUGACACGCAAAGGAGAAAGGAAGAAGCUCGGGUUAGAAGGGAAGAGGAGCGAAAAGCGUUGAGUGCAGUACGUGAAGCGAGAAUAAUGGAGCAACUCAGAAAGCGAGAAGAAAGAGUAAAAGCACAACAAGAGGAAACUGAAAUGUUGGCGCGGAAAUUAGCUGAGAGAUUGAGAGAAAGUGAGCAGCGUCGUAAGUUUCACCUAGACCAAAUACGGGAGAGGGCUUCAAUGGAUUUCAGGGAUCAAUCUUCACAGUUGCCGAGACGACCUGUGAGUAGAGAUGGCCAAGAAAGGAGUAGCUCAUCAACAAAUAGUGGUGAAGAUUUUGAAGAGCGUGAUCCCACUUUAGGCCCACGUGGUCAUGCUCUUGAUCCUGGAAUGCAACAAGAUUUGCUCAAGAGACAGAUUAAGAAGAUCCGUCAAAGGCUAAUGGCUCAGAAGUAUGAGUUUAUUGAGCCGCCGAUUGGUUGUGAAAAUUCUAGUUUUGGAUAUAGGACAGCACUAGGAACUGCAAGGGCAAAACUUGGGCGGUGGAUUCAAGAACUUCAAAGACUCCGUCAAGCAAGAAAAGAAGGGGCCUCAAGUAUAGGUCUAACUAUUGCUGAUAUGAUCAAGUUUAUUGAAGGUCGGGACCCUGAGCUGCAGGCUUCUCGACAAGCUGGUCUGCUUGAUUUUAUUGCUUCAGCUCUCCCUGCAUCUCAUACUUCAAAACCUGAAGCUUGUCGAGUCACAGUGCACCUCUUAAAACUUUUGAGGGUAGUAUUGUCCAUGCCUACAAAUAGGAGCUAUUUUCUUGCUCAAAAUCUUUUGCCUCCAAUUGUCCCCAUGCUAUUUGCAGCACUUGAGAACUACAUAAAAAUUGUUGCAUCAUCAAAUGUCCACGGUUGUGCUAUUAUAUCAUCAAACAAAGCAUCAGUUGAAAACAAAGGACCAGUCUCUGAAGUACUUGACAAUUUUUUAUGGAUUGUUGGAGCAAUCAUUAGUCAUAAUGCUGGGUCUGAUGAACGAGAAAUUCAAAUGCAAGAUGGAUUAGUUGAGUUAUUAAUUGCAUACCAAAUUAUUCAUAGACUUCGUGAUCUCUUUGCACUCUACGACAACCCUCAUGUUGAAGGAUUGCCAUUUCCUUCUUCGAUUCUUUUAGGUGUUCAUCUAUUGGUUGUUUUAACAGACAGAGCACGUAGAAGCAAUUCAAUUAAUUGGGAAUCUUCUCCUAUUGGGAUGAUGCUAGAUAUUGGGAAUCAACAAAAAAAUUUUGAAAUGACUUCUAACUUCAGGAAUAAUUCCUCAAAUGAGAUCUCAGGAUGUGACAACACUCCACUAUCCAGACUACAAGCAACUAUAGUUGUACCUCCAGAUCCACCAGUGCAAAGAUCAUCUGAUGUUGUUAAGAAUGAUGAUCCUGAAUCAGUUUCUAAAUAUGGCGCAACGAGCCAAACUCACAGUUUAUUUGACUUGAAUGGUGUCACUGUGAAGCUAACAAACAUUACACGUGAAACUCAUAUUAACCAGGAAAUGGUUGUGAAACAAUUGGACAUCAUUGAUGAAGAACAGAAGAAUAACAACUUAGUUAGCAUGAAUCAGGCUACAACUGAUCUUCUUUCUGCAAUAUCCGAAACUGGGCUAGUCAGUCUUCCUUCUUUGUUUACAUCUGUUUUGUUACAGACUAGCAAUCGACCAUUCUCUGAACAGGGCUCCUAUGUCCUUCCAUCUAAUUUUGAAGAGGUGGCAACUGGUGUGCUCAAGGUUCUAAAUAAUUUGGCUCUUGUGGAUAUUUCUUUCAUACAGAGAAUGCUAGCAAUGCCCGACCUGAAAAUGGAAUUUUUCCAUUUGAUGAGCUUCCUUCUAUCUCAUUGUACCAGCAAAUGGAGAGGAGCUACAGACCAGAUCGGUUUGCUGCUUCUGGAAUCUUUAUUGCUUAUAGGUUAUUUUGCCUUGUUUCAUCCGGAAAAUCAAGCCGUCCUUCGCUGGGGUAAAAGUCCAACUAUACUUCAUAAGGUAUGUGAUCUGCCAUUUGCAUUCUUCAGUGACCCUGAGUUGAUGCCGGUUUUAGCUGGUACACUGGUUGCUGCCUGCUAUGGGUGUGAGCAGAACAAGAGCUUGGUGCAACAAGAAAUGUGUGUCGAUAUGCUACUUUCCUUGAUCAGGUCGUGCAGCGGCAAACCCAAUGCAACGACUGACAACCACCCACCGGCCGAGGAUUGUAGCGAAAGUAGUAAUCAUGAGUUCAAAAGUUCACCAGGGGGGUAUGAUAACCCACUAAAAUGUAGUCAUAACCAUGUUGUUAGACCGAGACCGAGCAGGUAUUCUCUAGGGGGGAGAAGUAGUGUUGUUUCUGCAAGCAGCAUUAGGACCGGGAAGCUGAGGAGAGCAGGAAAGACCGGUGAAGAAAUGGGGUUGAAGCCGCAAAGUUUAGGAGCUCCUCCUGAAGCCUCCACAAUGUUGCAUUGCAGAUUCUCGACUGGCUUCAUUAAUAAGGCAGAGGACUUCUUUACUUCAGUGGAUGAAAAUGUUUGA
Molecule: messenger RNA, 9585 nt
Organism: Linum trigynum
Lineage: Eukaryota; Viridiplantae; Streptophyta; Magnoliopsida; Malpighiales; Linaceae
Source: the annotation of a GenBank genome assembly